Messenger RNA from Pseudocercospora fijiensis CIRAD86, 1190 nucleotides. RefSeq lists its product as uncharacterized. The transcript has 6 exons. Lineage: Eukaryota; Fungi; Ascomycota; Dothideomycetes; Mycosphaerellales; Mycosphaerellaceae. The coding region runs from base 55 to 1110 and encodes 351 amino acids. The record is from RefSeq and is a predicted model, not a curated record. Gene Ontology annotation, molecular function: oxidoreductase activity; ferrous iron binding.
GAACACUGCAGUGGAAGGAAAUUUUACAAAGACUUUUCUGAUCAAGCAAUCAAGAUGGGCAAGAUCGUGGCUGCAGUUGCACUGUCUCAUGCUCCAGGCGCCCUUGGAUUUCCAGAGACAGCGAAACCAGAUGCUCGAGCGCGCACCGAAGCUGCUGCAACUCAGCUGGGCCAGUCUUUGUCGCGAGCACAGCCCGAUGUGAUAAUCGCAUUUCUCGACGAUCACUUCGAGAACUUUUACCGCAACCACAUGCCAACGAUAGCAGUCGGCGUUGCUGAACAUCAUGUCGGCCCGGCUGAUCAAUGGAUGGAAGCUCUUCGUUUAUCGGCGAAAACAUAUUUUCCUGGAGCACCAGAUGUUGCAGAGCAUGUUCUCAAGAGCCUCGUAGAGCAAGGGUUUGACGUAUCGCGAACCGGCUCUACCGAGUACGGGAACAAUGUUUUGAUGCCAUGGGUACUCAUGAAGGCAGAUCUGCCAGAUGUUGCCAUCAUCCCAGUGUAUCUCAACGUUUUUACUCCACCAUUGAUGAGAUAUUCGCGGGCGUAUGCUCUUGGAGAAGCUUGUCGUGUCGCGGCCGAAUCUCUGCCCGGCGAUACUCGAGUGGCAUUUAUGGCUACUGGCGGCCUGUCACACUGGCCUCCAUACUGGUCGCCGUAUCAGAACGGUGACCCGCCGCAGGACGAGUUCCUCAAGCUGAUGAAGGAGUACCAGACGGUAGGGAAGAGCGUGUUGAAGCGCGUGCCGGACCUCUUCGUACAAUUCGAUGCGUACGAGGUGGAGAUGGCGGCCAAGAACGAGUAUCCGCUGAACAGCCGGCACCCGCUGGUAAACUUCGAGUGGGACCGGAAGUUCCUGGACAAGCUUUGCAGCGGCGAUGCUCAGUGGUUGAAAGAGCUGACAUAUGAAGAAGUCGAGGAGGAGGCAGGGCAUGGCGGGCAUGAGGUGUUGAACUGGGUGGCCAUGUCGGGAGCCAUGGGCGGCAAAGCGUGCUCGCUUGUCUUGUACGAGCCUGUGAUCGAGUGGAUUUGCGGGAUGGCAUAUGUCGACUACGGGGACGCGUUCGAUGGCGCGGGCACGAAUGGCGUGAUGAAUGGUGCGAAUGGCCACUGAAGCAUUGAGAGACAUGCUGUUGCUGUUUGAUCAAAAUUGCCUUGUUCCUUAGCUAAUUUUAAUCAAAUAGGCUCACCUUU